This is a messenger RNA of Penicillium griseofulvum, 360 nucleotides long. RefSeq lists its product as uncharacterized. The transcript is spliced from 2 exons. NCBI's taxonomy places the organism in Eukaryota, Fungi, Ascomycota, Eurotiomycetes, Eurotiales, Aspergillaceae. The record is from RefSeq and is a predicted model, not a curated record. The coding region runs from base 1 to 360 and encodes 119 amino acids.
AUGCCACCCCGUAUCGUGCAACUCCCCCAAGCGGUCGUCGAUCUCGGCGGCGAACUAGAAGAACUAGUAUACAUUAAAGCCGCAAUUGCAAUCUACGACCGAACCAUGUUGUCAAUCCUCAACACGCCAACAACACCCGCACAACUCAAUCUCCACCACGGAUCCUGGCUGCAGGCCAAGUCGAAAGUGGCAUCGUUGCAUCGGAGCAUCGUGGCAGAUUUCAAUCGCCUGCCGCGGCAUAUGAAACGAUCUUUUGUUAGGGCUAAUCGGGCGAGUCUGGAUGAGCAUGGGUUUCGGCCUUCGGCGGAUGAUUUGGAGAUUACGCGGCCUGGUAGUCGGGGGGUUGUUAUUUUGCUUUGA